Durusdinium trenchii is the source of this 2523-nucleotide messenger RNA. The record is from the annotation of a GenBank genome assembly. Lineage: Eukaryota; Dinophyceae; Suessiales; Symbiodiniaceae.
AUGUCAUGGUGGUUGCUGGCGCGCGGUUCGUCCACGGUCCACGGUUCGUCCGCCGCGCCGAGGAAGGACUUCUUGGACGUGGGCGGCUUCGGCCACGCGCUGGGCAAUGAUGUGACCAAGCUCGCUGACGAGUGCCUUCCAGGUGCUGGGAAGCUGCUGGACGCUGCCCGGAAGCUGCCCUUAGCCGCCAUCAUCCACACGAAGGAGGCUCAUCGGGAAGACUUGGCCGACUGCUGUGAGAUGAAGCUCUGUGGGCCGCGGUGCCCGCCGGAAGACAAGCGCAUCGGGCAGGUGAUGGUGGAAGGCAUGGGUCGACUCUUGGUGGAUGGUUCUCCUGGGAAUGACUUCGUGGACGCCGCCAAGCCACUGGAUGGCGAGAUUGUGGUGCCGAAGCCAGGCAAGGGCGCCUUCUUCAUGACCGGCCUCAACGAGAUUUUGCGCGACAAGGGCGUCAGCCACUUGAUCGUCUGCGGCGUCACCACCGAGGUCUGUGUGCAAACGACGAUGCGCGAGGCCAACGACCGCGGAUAUGAAUGCGUCCUGGUGGAGGAUGCCACGGCCAGCUACAUCCCAAAGUUCAAGGCCUCGGUGAUUGAGAUGGUGCGCUCCCAGGGCGGCAUCGUGGGCUACACCGUGGAGCAGGCCGAGGUGCCGGAAUACGUUUUCGUCGCCUUCGAACGAGGUGGCGAGAGCCCUGAAUGCAGCGGCGUGAGGACGUGGUUCCCGCGGUUCCCGCGAGCUCAGCGGGACCCAUCAACCACCGCCAUCGAUGGAAAGCCCGAAGUGUCUUCGGCUGAGACCAUGGAGACCUAUGACGAAGCGGAAAAGCACUUGGACAAUGGAGACCUUCAACUCUGCGUGAGGAGUGCUGAAGAUGCACUUGCAGAGUCCCACAAUGCAGGUCGUCCACCAGUCGCUUUGCACCUGCUGGUGCGUGCAAAGAAGCGCUUAGGUGCUCCAGCUGGUGAUUUGGUGCGGGAGGCCUCCGAGAAGGCGCGCAGCCAAGAGAUGCCGUGGAAGGCGGCGGUGAAGUUGGCCGAGAUCUCCUUGAGCUUGGGCGAGAGCCGACUGAGCGAUGCAAUAGAAGAAGCCAAGGACUUGAGGUCCUUAGCCGCGGAGCUGCCAGCCGCCGAGGGGAAGCUGCAUCGAUUGACCUUGAGCAUUCAGGUGACCGUUCAGCUGGCGCGGGGCGCCCUGGACGAGGCCAUGCGCGCGGCCAUGGAGCUCCUGGCCGCUGCCCAGCGGCGCCAGGACAAGGGCGCCGAGGCCGGUGCCUGGCUCCGGAUUGCUGAGGUCCAUCGUCACCGGGAGAUGAUGACCGGCUCGAGUGCCACCGCCUCCACCGCGGAGGAAACGCUCCAGGCUUCCGAGCGCUCGGCCGAGCUCUACCGGGGCGCCGCGGGCGCCGGCGUGGACGCCGCGGCGGAGCUGCGGCGGGGCGUGGGCUCGGCGCAGGUGGAGGCGGCGAGUGCGUGCGUGCGGCUGGGGCGGCUGCGGCAGAGCAUCUCCUUGGCCACGGAGGCCAUGGGUGUCUUCCGCUCCUUGGGUUUCCUGCACCGCUUGACCGGCGCGCUGGACGUGGAGCUCGAGGCGCGACGGCAGCUGAUGGAGCCCAUGAUCGGCCUGCAAGCGGCCAACCGUGAGCUGCAGCUGCUGCGAGAGAACAAGGGAGAUGGAGAAGCCACCCGAGGCUUCAGCCAGGCGGAGGCCGAGAUCCUGGAGGCCAUCGCGCGGACGCACGGCGCGCUGUCCGAGCCGCUAGGCGCGGUGCGGAACGCGCUGCUGGCGGCCGAGCUGCGGAAGGAGAUCCAGGACGAGGUGGGAGAGACCAGCGCGCUGCUGCUGGCCGCGGACCAGCAGCGGAACUUGGGCGAAAUGAUCGACGCCACCGAGACAGCAGAGCGCGCGCUGGCACUGGCGAGGAAGACGAGCCAUGCGCGACAUGAGGAAGAGGCCGCCCGCGUGCUCAGCCGCGUGCUGGCCGAACGAGGCUUGAACGACCAAGCGCCUCAGAGACCGCAGGCGCUCCAAGCACUAGAGGCCUUGAUCUCUGCAGUGAAGCUGCGUGAUGGGGCUGCAGCCAAGGACUCGGAGCGGAUGCUGAACUCCUAUGGCAACUUGGUGACCAACAAGGACAUCGCGGAUCAUGUGGUGCCGCUCAUCAGCCGAGAUCCCGACUCGGUGAAGUUCCUCAGGUGCAUGGUCUUCGGAAGGAGGGGAGGAGCUGACGGCAGGGCGGAGGGAGGAGCUGGGCUGGAACAUCGAGAAGCCAUACACCCAGAAGCAGAGUGGCAAGGAGAUCCGGCACUUGGACUUCUACUUGGCACACCGACUCUCAGGUAUGGGUUUCGGCCCUCAGUUCAAAGUGUGCGACAUGCCCUGGCGCGUCUGGGGCUCCACGCCGGCGGCGGUGUCGGUGAAUCAGCUCCCCGAGACCGAGGCAUGGCAGAUGGAGAUGAUGUUCCGUCCAGGCUUCAUCGAUGCCGGCCUGCAGUCCGGCAUGGUGCAUGCGCCCUUCUUUGA